Molecule: messenger RNA, 1137 nt
Organism: Saxophila tyrrhenica
Lineage: Eukaryota; Fungi; Ascomycota; Dothideomycetes; Mycosphaerellales; Extremaceae
Exons: 2
Coding region: 1-1137 (378 amino acids)
Molecular function (GO): iron-sulfur cluster binding; catalytic activity
Source: RefSeq, a predicted model, not a curated record
AUGGUGCUGCGAUCAGCUCGUUGCAGCCAGAUUAAUUCUGUCGCUCAGUCCUUCAGACGUGGGCAACACCGCGCAAAGUCGGCACUGGCUCCUCAGUUCCUCCUGGACACCUACAUCCCGCGAUAUCAACUACUCACGGCUCAACAAGAAGCAAGGAAACGUAGCGAGGCGUACGCGCAUCUUCGGAACUGUAACCUCUGCCCUCGUCUUUGCGGCGUCAACAGAUUCGAACGAACUGGGACAUGCUUAAUAGGGAGUGACGUAGUGGUAAACACGGUGGCGCCCCAUUUCGGCGAGGAACCUACUAUUCAAGGGCGUAAUGGCAGUGGCAGCGUCUUCUUCUCCGGUUGCAAUCUACGAUGCGUCUUCUGCCAGAACCACGACAUAGCGCACCAGAAGAAUGGCUUCCACUUAUCGCCUGAGGAACUCGCAGACUGGUAUAUCAAGCUCCAGGACGUCGGUGGCGUGCACAACAUCAAUCUUGUUACGCCGGAGCACGUUGUGCCUCAAGUCGCUCUGUCGAUUUUGCAUGCGAAGGAGCUUGGCCUGAAAGUACCGAUCAUCUACAACACCUCUUCGUUCGACUCGCUGGCUUCUAUAGAACUGCUGGACGGCUUGGUUGAUAUAUAUCUGCCAGACUUCAAGGUCUGGAAUGCCAAAACUUCCCAGCGGCUGUUGAAAGCAGACGACUAUGCUACUGUCGCGAUGGAGAGCAUCAAAGCGAUGCACGAUCAGGUCGGUGACCUUUGCUUCACCUCUGAUGGCAUUGCCAAAAAGGGUGUACUACUACGGCAUCUGGUCAUGCCCGGCUUCGAGGAGGAAGGCAAGCACAUUGUUCGGUGGCUCUCCGAGAACGUGAGCAAGGAUCUCUAUGUGCACAUUAUGGAUCAGUAUCACCCGCGUGCGCAUGUUGGAAAGGAGAAGCGGUCGAGGAUUGGCAGAGCGGAGGAUGUUGCAGAGGGGAUGGUAGAGCCGGGUGGACAGGCUGCUGGUGAGCAGGGGAAGAAGCAGGUGAGGUACGAGGAGAUCAAUCGGGCUGUGAAAAUGGAUGAGGUGGACAGUGUGAAGAAGGCGGCAGAGGAGAGUGGGCUGUGGAGAUUUGCUGAUGCUUCUGAGCACAGCAUUUUCAGUAUUUGA